Messenger RNA from Ostertagia ostertagi, 675 nucleotides. The record is from the annotation of a GenBank genome assembly. NCBI's taxonomy places the organism in Eukaryota, Metazoa, Nematoda, Chromadorea, Rhabditida, Trichostrongylidae.
AUGAAAAGGAUUGGACUCUCAUGCGGACUGGAGGGAAAAACCGUUAUCAUUCAAGGUUUUGGUAAUGUGGGACUUCACACGAUGCGUUAUUUGCACAGAGCUGGAGCGAAGAUUGUUGGAAUUCAAGAGUGGGAUUGCGCUAUCCACAACCCUGAUGGACUUCACCCCAAAGAACUUGAAGACUGGAGGGACCAGAAUGGUACCAUCAAGAACUUCCCUGGAGCCAAGAACUUCGAACCAUUCACAGAGCUCAUGUACGAGGCCUGUGAUAUUCUCGUUCCUGCCGCCUGUGAAAAAGCCAUCCACAAGGAGAACGCUUCCCGAAUCCAAGCAAAGAUUAUCGCCGAGGCAGCUAAUGGUCCAACCACUCCUGCCGCAGAUAAAAUUCUUCUCGAACGCGGAAACUGCCUUAUCAUCCCAGACAUGUAUGUUAACUCUGGUGGUGUGACUGUCUCAUACUUCGAAUGGUUGAAGAACCUUAACCACGUCUCUUAUGGUCGCCUUAGCUUCAAAUAUGAAGAGGACUCCAACAGAAUGCUCCUGCAAUCUGUACAAGACUCAUUGGAGAAGGCUAUCGGCAAAGAAGCUCCUGUGAUCCCUAAUGACGCUUUCGCUGCAAAGAUUUCUGGAGGCUCUCUCAGCCGACGAACCGUUCUCGUAUUAUUCCGGUCUUGA